Racocetra persica is the source of this 388-nucleotide messenger RNA. The record is from the annotation of a GenBank genome assembly. NCBI's taxonomy places the organism in Eukaryota, Fungi, Glomeromycota, Glomeromycetes, Diversisporales, Gigasporaceae.
AUUAACUGUAGAUAAAGUAUCGAAUAUUGCGAAAUUACAUACUUAUUAUAUGACUAAUGCUCAAAAUGAACUAAAUUAUAUCGCUAAUAGUGUUUCAGAAUUAGAAUUUGAGCAAAUAAUGGAAAAUUAUUCAAAUUCAAUUGAAUACGAUGAUGACAUGUUUAUUAACGAAGAACUUGAUAUGGAUUAUAUUUCUGAUGAAGAUGACUUGGAUAAACUUAGACAAUAUGAUUGUGAAAAUUUAGAAGUUAAAGAAAUGAUAGAUUUUAAUAUCUUUUUAAAAGAACAAACGCAAACAAAUGAAGCACAUCAUAAUAUAGAUGUAGAGGAUGAAACUGAUUAUAAUAUUGAUGAAGUUGUUAGUGCAGCUAUGAGUAAUAGAAAGUAA